Molecule: messenger RNA, 2198 nt
Organism: Bufo bufo (common toad)
Lineage: Eukaryota; Metazoa; Chordata; Amphibia; Anura; Bufonidae
Gene: EYA3
Product: EYA transcriptional coactivator and phosphatase 3
Exons: 18
Coding region: 160-1872 (570 amino acids)
Biological process (GO): positive regulation of DNA repair; negative regulation of extrinsic apoptotic signaling pathway in absence of ligand; multicellular organism development
Cellular component (GO): nucleus
Molecular function (GO): protein tyrosine phosphatase activity
Source: RefSeq, a predicted model, not a curated record
GUAGGCGCUUCCCGCUCCUGGCGGAAGUACCUGUACGGUUGUUACCUGAGGGAAAGUGGAGAGUAAAUUUUUGCCGUUCUUCCGGUGAGCGGAACUCUGGUCAUCCCUUCUUUUCUCCACAGACCAGAGGACUUUAUUCCCCUAAGGAAGACUGCAGCCAUGGAGAAUGGACAGGAAAUGCCAGAACAACCGGUCAAAAAAGCCAAAAUGCAGGAUGCCGGAGAGGAACCUGUAAGGCAAGUGAGUAACCGUGAAAGCAGCGCGCAGAAAGGUGAACUGCCUUCAAACCACUCUGUUUCCAAUGAAACAGUCCUUCCCUGUGCUGACUACAUAUCUCGCACACCUGGUGACUACACCAGCCAGCUGUAUUCCUCAAAGCCAUACGCACACAUCCUUUCUGUACCUGUAGCUGAAUCAAUGUCCACUUACAGUGGACAGAAUCCAUACCAGACAUUGCAGCCAUCUCAGCCCUACACUGCAUAUCCUCAAGUAUCUCAAACCUAUGGGCUCCCCCCCUUUGGUGCUUUGUGGCCAGGUAUCAAGUCUGAAAGUGGUUUAGUCCAGACAUCAAAUUCUACUACGGUCUUGACCUGUUCUUCAGGAGUCACCAGUAGCCAGUCCAGCCCUGUACUAUAUUCCUAUCCUGCCCAAGCUACCGCUACAAAUGCUAAUGUAAUUUCCACCACAUCUCCCGUGCCAAAUAUUACAGUUCCAACAGUUGCCAGCAUCUCAAACCAGGAAUAUCCCACAUAUACAAUCCUUGGUCAGAAUCAGUAUCAACAAUGUUAUCCAAAUCAGAACUUCACAUCAGCAACAUCUGCCGGCAGUGCAGAGAACAACAUAGUGACGCCAGACUUUCAGGAGAAUAAUACAGACUCAACAUCCCCAUCACAGACCACUCCGAGACAAGUUUCUGGUGAUACCACUGCAGGCCAGGUGAUGAUGAGAGCAAUGAGCAGUAAAGAGUCAGAAGACCAGAGUAAGAAGAAUGUAACUGUAAAGAAUAGAGGCAAGGGUAAGAAAACCGAUGCCUCAUCACCGCAACACAGUGACCUUGAGCGUGUGUUUUUGUGGGACUUGGAUGAGACCAUUAUCAUCUUUCACUCUCUGCUCACCGGUUCAUAUGCACAAAAGUAUGGAAAGGACCCCACAUUGGUGGUGGGCUCAGGUUUAGCCAUGGAAGAAAUGAUCUUUGAAGUGGCAGACUCGCAUUUAUUUUUUAAUGAUUUGGAGGAGUGUGACCAGGUUCAUGUGGAAGAUGUGGCAUCUGAUGACAAUGGUCAAGAUUUAAGUAACUACAGCUUUACCACUGAUGGAUUUAAUGGUUCUGCAGUAAACAGGAAUUAUCCCUCCAGCACUGGGGUACAAGGUGGGAUGGACUGGAUGAGAAAGCUAGCAUUUCGAUAUCGGAAGGUCACUGAGGUGUAUGAGAAAUACAAGAGCAAUGUCAGUGCACUACUCAGCCCACAGCGGCGUGAUUCUCUCCAGAGGCUGAGAGCUGACAUAGAAACUUUAACAGAUGGCUGGUUAGGAACGGCAUUAAAAUGUUUACUGCUUAUCAAGUCAAGAAAGAAUUGUGUUAACGUGCUAAUAACGACUACACAACUAGUACCGGCCCUUGCGAAAGUCCUACUUUAUGGAUUGGGGGAAAUUUUUCCAAUUGAAAACAUUUACAGCGCUACAAAAAUAGGGAAGGAGAGCUGCUUUGAAAGGAUAGUGACAAGGUUUGGGAAGAAGGUUACCUAUGUGGUUAUUGGAGACGGUCGGGAUGAAGAAAUGGCUGCCAAACAGCAUAACAUGCCUUUCUGGAGGAUCACAAACCACCAUGACCUCAUCUCCCUACAUCAAGCCCUGGAGCUGGACUUUUUGUGAGGUACCAGGGAAGCACUGACUCUUGUACAAGCCACCAGGUCCGCUGGAAUGAGACAAGCAGAACUACACUUUUUUAACCUACGAAAUAUCUGUUUGAUCUGAUCUGUCGACCUCUGGGAAGAGGAAGAAGCCCUUACGUUGUGGCCUCCAUGGAUGAGAAACCAAUUGCAAGUUUCUGUCAUUCAGUAUUGCAGAAUGUCCAACUGUCUGUCACCUACCUCUUCAGUUAAUUGCCAGACCAUUUCUUCAGUUUCUUGCUAGUUAUUUAACAUGCCACCUACCUCUUUAAGCUUAUGUUGUGUGUUACCACCAAAGUAAGGGCAUCA